AUGCGCCGCGCCGCCGCGUACGCUAAGCCUGUUUGGGCCAGGGUGCGGCGUCUGGCCGUCUGGCCGUCUCGUCGUCCCUGUGUCCCCCUUUGCUGGUGUCGUACAGUCAGUAGUCAGUACAUCGUGAUCGGACGAGCAGCAAGUCAAGGGAAGCACAAGGGCGGCCGCGGGCGCCGUCGUCGCAGAGCACCCAGCCACCAUGCACGCGCGGUCAGUUCCGCUCCCCUCCAGUUGCUCCGAGCGGUGCGGCGUGGAGCCUCGUGGAGCGCGAGUCAGGCCCCGUUUGACGUGAACUCCUUCGUGCUCGCUUGCGCAUGCCAUUCAGACGCCCCCCCUGCCACCGACACCGACAGCUGGGUCGCCGUGCAUGAACGGCACCCUGCAACACAUCCACCCGCCGACCCUUCUUGUCCUCGUCAACGUCCGCGACCUGCCCGGCCCGCUGGGGUCCAGAGGGCGCUGUCCUGCCAUCAAACAUAA
Molecule: messenger RNA, 480 nt
Organism: Bipolaris zeicola 26-R-13
Lineage: Eukaryota; Fungi; Ascomycota; Dothideomycetes; Pleosporales; Pleosporaceae
Exons: 1
Coding region: 1-480 (159 amino acids)
Source: RefSeq, a predicted model, not a curated record